GGCAGGGCGACCCUUCCCAUGUCCGUUGCCCCGGCAGGGCGACCCUUCUUCCCACGCUACUUCCAGCAUUAACUGGCACCGGCGCGACGUGGUUCUGCAAAAGCAGUUUUGCAGCCGAGGGUCCAAAUCCAAAGUAGAGCCUCCAGCAGUCCGGGGUGUGCUGGAGUUUGAGGUCGACGGUGAACUCGGAGCAGUUCUUCACACUUCUUUGCUCCUCCUCCUCCUCCUCCUGCCUGGUUGGCUGGCUGCCUGGCUGGCUGGCUGGCUGGCUGCGGGGCAGCGGGGCCGGGGUGGGGAAACAACAUGGCAGACGACGCUGCUCACACAGAGGCGCGAGGCGGCGGCGGCGGCGGCAUCGUGAUCCAGGACAGCUGGCCCGGCUACAGCCUGGACCUGUUCAGCUACCCGGCUCACUACUCCGGAGACCUGGACUGCGUCUACAUCCCGCAUGGAGUCAUCAUGGACAGGACGGAGCGGCUGGCCCGGAACAUCAUGGGGGACUUGGGGGACCACGACAUAGUGGUGCUGUGCGUGCUGAAAGGAGGCUACCAGUUCUGCGCCGACCUGGUGGAGAGAAUCAAGGCCCUGAGUCGCAACUCCAGCCAAACGAUCCCCAUGAGGGUUCACUUCAUCCGCCUGAAGAGCUACCUGAAUGACCAGUCAACAGAAGAUCUCCACAUCAUUGGAGCCGAAGACCUCUCUUUUUUGAGUGGGAAGAACACGCUGAUUGUGGAGGCCAUUGUAGACACAGGGAAGACAAUGAGGACCCUCCUGAAACACGUGCAGUCCUUUGGGCCAAAAAUGAUCAAAGUAGCAGGGUUGCUGGUGAAGAGAGUGACACAUAACACAGUGUGUCUCCCUGACUACGUUGGUUUUGAGAUACCCAAUCGUUUCGUGGUUGGAUAUGCCUUAGACUACAACGAGUACUUUAGAGACCUCAAUCAUAUCUGUGUGAUCAGUGAAAGGGGGAAGAUGAAAUAUAAGCUUUAGAGUUGCUGCAGAGGGGACUUCUACACAUGUCUACCAGCAAGCGCGGAUGUUUUCCACGAGCACAUUCACUCACACACGUUUCCAUGUUUCAUCUAAAGACCUGGGCGCCUUCCUGCUGCUCCGUCACAUUCCUCUGCAUUACUUCCAACAUAUUUGCAUCCACAUUAGCCAGAGACCUAGACUUUUAACUAGCUGGUUUAACAAAAAUAUAUGCAUUUAAUAUACGCAUAUGUUCAUACCAGAUUGUUGUUAUUUAAACAAUUGCAUUCUUAAUGUUUACAAAUUGGAACGGGUGAACUGCGGUCGAUGCUAGGAUGUGUGUGCGUGGUGAGGUUGAUGAUGAGAUUGAUGAUGAGGUGGAUAUUGAGGAUGAUAAUGAGGUUGAUAAUGAGGAUGAUAAUGAGGUUGAUAAUGGUGGUCUGUAUGAAUGAGGUAGAAUUUACCAGAUAAGUGACUAAUAUAGAAACUGUUACACUACUGAGGGUAAACUCAACAUCAGCUACUUCUGUGGUGGAAGCAGGUUGCAUUGUUUCCAUAAGCAAGUGACCGUGUCUCUUCAGUAGGAAUCAAGUCACGUCAACUUUAUUUGUAUCACAAAUGACAAAUUUGCCUCCAGGGGCUUUACAGCAAGUAGCCAUCUUCAUCUCUCUGAAGUCUUCUCAUGUUUCAUGGGUGAUUUGUCUUUCUGUUGCCAACUUGUUGUCUGGAACAUCAAACGCGUUUCAUACAUACUUAGCACACCACCUACCUCCUCUUCUUGUCGGUUCUGAGCACGUGAGACUUAUCGGGGUACUUUCUGUUCAUUUCUGUUGAGUGUUCUUUUUUGUGGACAUUAAAGGAGGCAUUGA
Lampris incognitus (smalleye Pacific opah) is the source of this 1838-nucleotide messenger RNA. RefSeq names its product phosphoribosyl transferase domain containing 1b (gene prtfdc1b). Gene Ontology annotation, biological process: guanine salvage; IMP salvage; hypoxanthine metabolic process. The record is from RefSeq and is a predicted model, not a curated record. Bases 304 to 990 code for a protein of 228 amino acids. Lineage: Eukaryota; Metazoa; Chordata; Actinopteri; Lampriformes; Lampridae. Gene Ontology annotation, molecular function: magnesium ion binding; hypoxanthine phosphoribosyltransferase activity. The transcript is spliced from 9 exons.